Molecule: messenger RNA, 1270 nt
Organism: Procambarus clarkii (red swamp crayfish)
Lineage: Eukaryota; Metazoa; Arthropoda; Malacostraca; Decapoda; Cambaridae
Gene: eIF3h
Product: eukaryotic translation initiation factor 3 subunit h
Cellular component (GO): eukaryotic translation initiation factor 3 complex; cytosol; eukaryotic 43S preinitiation complex
Molecular function (GO): translation initiation factor activity; protein binding; metallopeptidase activity
Source: RefSeq, a predicted model, not a curated record
GUGGAUUUAAGAGUCCAGAGAGGAGUAUAUGAGGCUAGGCUCGUAGUGGGCAGCUUCCUCCUCGUUCACUUGUAAACAUGUCGGCGGCGCGAGGCAAGAGGGAGGCCGAGACGGGCCGCUGUGUCAUCAAUGUGGUGCAGCUCGAAGGCUUGGCUUUGAUGAAAAUCAUCAAACACUGCCACGAGGAAGGUGCAGGCAACACUGAUGUUGCACAAGGUGUAUUGCUAGGCCUAGUGGUUGAUGAAAGGUUGGAGAUCACCAACUGCUUCCCUUUCCCACGGCAUGCUGAUGAUGUCGAUGAAGAGGAUUAUCAGCUUGAAAUGAUGCGUCACCUGAGGAAGGUUAAUGUGGAUCACCUGAGUGUAGGCUGGUACCAGAGUACACAGCUGGGUAACUUCAUCACAACACAACUUCUAGAGUCACAGUUCUCAUAUCAAACCAGCAUUGAGGAGUCUGUUGUCUUAAUAUAUGAUCCUAUCAAAACGGCAAGAGGAUUUUUGUCCAUCAAAGCUUACCGCCUCACCCCAGAAGCCAUUAAUACAGUUCAGGAGCGUGACUAUACCCCUGAGGCUCUCAAAAAGAUGCGUCUUGGCUAUGAGUCUCUGUUUCAAGAAAUUCGUUUAGUAAUCAAGAACUCGCAUUUGGUCAAUACACUUCUGUGUGAACUUUAUGAGCUUAUGCCCAGCAGUGAAGGAAAGCAGUUCUUGGAUCUUGGUACUAUGUCAACCUUAGACCGUCAGUUGAGAUGUCUUAUGGAGUAUGUAGAUGAUCUCAGUCAAGAAGCCAACAAGUUUAACAAUUAUCAGCGCCAAAAUGCCAAACAAUUACAAGAUAAACACAAGUUCAUGCAGAAAAGGGCUGCUGAGAAUGCUCAACGACAAACUCGUGGUGAGCCAGCUUUGCCUGAUGAAGAUAUUAGCAAACAGUUCAAGCCCAUUGCUCCCUUGCCACGUCUAGAUGCAAUGAUCACCUCGGGCCAGAUAUCAAAUUACUGUAAGCAGAUAUCUCAAUUCUGCAGUCAGUCUCUGGGCAAGCUCUAUGUUGCAAAGGCUCUUCAGCAAGAAAAGAAAUAGACUAUAUAAUAAAGGGCAUAGUUAAGAAAAUUUUGAGAGUACAGUACUAUCAAUCCAACUUGAUAAUAUCAUGAUUUAUAAAUUGUCAUGUUCAUUUCUAACCUAUGUGGAACUGUGAUUUGGAAUAUUAAAUUUUAUCUAAAUGUAUCUACAUUAAAAUUUUUGCUAAUACAGUACAUUCAAUUUAAAGAUUUAAA